Molecule: messenger RNA, 1032 nt
Organism: Copidosoma floridanum
Lineage: Eukaryota; Metazoa; Arthropoda; Insecta; Hymenoptera; Encyrtidae
Biological process (GO): sensory perception of smell; detection of chemical stimulus involved in sensory perception of smell
Cellular component (GO): plasma membrane
Molecular function (GO): odorant binding; olfactory receptor activity
Source: RefSeq, a predicted model, not a curated record
AUGUCAUUGGACGGGGAUCACUACGUCCAGAAGUAUUACAAGCUUAUCAAACUAUUUAUGUGCACGAUAGGACAAUGGCCGUAUCAAGCAAAAAAAUCAGCUAAAAUAUUAACUUUCAUUACUGUUUGUUUUCAAGCAACUUUCAUCAUUCCCCAGGUAAUAAAAUUAAUAAAGGAGAUGAAUAAUACUGAUCUAGUUAUAGAAAUUCUUGCUCUGCUAAUAGACAGUCUUACAAUAACAAUCGUUUUGAACACAAUUAGAAAUGACUGGAAAAAUUUAAAAGAUAAAGAAGAAAUUAAAAUUUUAUCAAAAUACUCUUUGUAUGGAAAAUUAAUGGGAUAUACGUACUGUUGCAUUCUAGUUUCUUCUAGUAUAACUUACUUAUUCCUGCCAUUUAUACCUUACAUCCUGGAUAUAAUUAAUCCACUGAAUGAAACAAGGCCGAGAGAGCCAAAACCCGCGGUCGAUUACUGCAUCGAUGAAGAGAAGUAUUCUUUUUUAAUUUUGCUGCAUUUCACUUUGUCAAUUACAUCAGCCCUAUUACUCAUGUUGGCCAUUGAUACUUUUUUCGUGAGUUGCGUUCAGCACAACUGCGGAUUGUUCGCUAUUCUCGAGUACCGAUUAAAAAGUACUGAAAACUCGGCACUGUUGAAAACAAAUAUUUUCGAUGUGAUCAAAUUAGGAAUGGGUGUAAUGGGUCAGACGAUGCACCUUCUGUACUACUGUAUUCAAGGCCAAUCACUCAUGGAACACAGUGAUACUAUAUUUUAUUCUAUGUGGUACAACUCACCGAUAAAAGUGAAAAAACUCACAAUGAUGAUGAUGAUGCGGUCCGCCAAGCAGUGCAAACUCACAGCAAAAAUGUACGAGCUUUCAUUAUCUACAUUUAUGGAGGCACUGUUGAAAACAAAUAUUUUCGAUGUGAUCAAAUUAGGAAUGGGUGUAAUGGGUCAGACGAUGCACCUUCUGUACUACUGUAUUCAAGGCCAAUCACUCAUGGAACACAGUGAUACUAUAUUUUAUUCUAUGUAA